Molecule: messenger RNA, 4936 nt
Organism: Saccoglossus kowalevskii
Lineage: Eukaryota; Metazoa; Hemichordata; Enteropneusta; Harrimaniidae
Product: condensin-2 complex subunit D3-L-like
Biological process (GO): meiotic chromosome condensation; mitotic chromosome condensation
Cellular component (GO): condensin complex; condensed chromosome, centromeric region
Molecular function (GO): histone binding
Source: RefSeq, a predicted model, not a curated record
UUUUGGCGGGUACGGACGACUUCAACAAAAACGCAAUAUCGAUAAAGCGAGGAAACAAACAAACAUGGCUGAUCCAGGCGAUACGGUCGAGGCUUUACAGAGUUUGAAAUUUUGUGGUCUUGCUGAAGAUUAUGUGGCCUGUGUGUGGGACACUGAUUUCCUCGACAUUGAACCCUUACCACCAGAUUUAGAAGAAGAUAUCAAAUCGCACAAUAACUUCACAGAUAAAUUAGCAAAAGUUCUCUCUGCACUCACGCCGUGGUCUAGAAGUGGCCGUGAAUCCAUUCCCCAAGGAUUCUGGACAGCCUUAGGUGACAAUGACUUGUCGCAUCGAUCACUCAUCGCUCUGCUGUAUUAUUUUAUUCAUUCUGCGGACAAACAUAAAUCAGAUAUCUAUCAAAAGGAAGCUGCAAUUUACGCAGCUAAUGUAUAUUUUGUGCUGAUAUCCAUACCAGGAUGUGCAGCUUACAAUGUAUUUCACCCUGUGCUGUUUCAAAAAGCAUUAGAUGUGUUAAAGUUAUGGCCAGACGCUGUAGGUGGAAAGCGUAAACGCAAAGAUGCACUGGUUACAUCAUCUCAGGGAGGUGGUAGGAAAGGACGUAAACAUCCGAGAAGACAAGAAGACGACAAUGUAAUACAAGAGGAUUUUGAUUCUGAUAACGAUGAUUCCAUAGCUGAGCUUACUCCACAAGAUAUUAAUGUAAUAAAACGAAGAUUGUUGCACCUGACGAGGGAACUUGUUCGACUUUUGAAAAGUUUCUCCAUGAAGGAGCAUGCUCAGGUGAUUGACCAUUUGUUUCUGGCUUUAAUGGAACUAAGCAAAAUCGAUGGUGAAUUUAUGGAUGGCAACUUCAGCACUGAUUGCGAUAUCAAUAAAAUAUCAAGUGUCAGUCAGUUGGCAUACAUGGCUUUCACUAUAUUGUGUACACAACUUCAUGGUCCAGUCAAGGACAUGCUGAUAAAGACGUUUUAUACGCUAAUGCCGAAUAUUCUAAUGUUGAUUGGAGAGAAUAAAGGUGUUGCUGCUGCUACAAUACCAAGGUCCUUACAGAUGAUAAAAGAUCAGGCUGUAGCAUAUAUCUGCCAUAUGAUUGAAUUGCAAGGAAAAAUUGCUCUGACUCCUGCUCGUACUCUGCUCCAGAAUGUGUGUUUCAAAGCACCCGACAGAACAGAGUACAGAAGCAAAAUAGCAGAAGCCGUUGUGAAGAUACUUGAUGAGUUUCCUGAUGUGGAAUAUGCCAGCUUUCUGCAGUGGUUAGUGAAAAUGUCCAGGCAAGAAAAGACUGGACACUGCACAUUUGCCAUUGAGACAGCUGGUGUCUUGUUAGAAAAACCAGUGAGAAAACCAGAUGAAAAUAUUUCUGCAGAAGAUGCCAAGUUUUUAUCACACCAGUUUCUGCUUCAAGAGAUCAUCCUGUCCAGAGUGUCCGAUAAAUCACCGGUAGUUCGUGCCAAGGCGCUGUCAUCUUUUGCUCAUUACGCUGCAUCCAGUGAUCCAAACAUACAGCAAGUCAUGAGAGAAGUAUUCACACCUGCUCUGUGUACACCAACUAUCAUGGCAGGACCUGCUGCCAAGUUCAAAAAUAUUGAGAGAAUGAAGGACACACCACAGGUAUUAGUCAAUGGAAAAGAACUAACAACACCAGAUAACCAGACUGCCACACCCACAAACCAAGCGACAUCGCCAGGUAUCCAAGGAGGUACCCCCAACAUUUUAACUCCUACAAUAUCAGACGGAUCAAUCGGAAACAAUUCAGCUGCUAAAGUAAUGUUAUCGAUGCUGAGACGAAGAGCUGUUGAUGUCAAAACUGGCGUGAGAAAAUCAGCAAUUCAGGCGCUUGAGAGUGUGAUCAGACUUGACAUGUCCAAUAUCUCAAAAGAGGAUAUCCAAGUAAUCCGAACUAGAUGCCAAGAUACUGCUUUAUCUGUAAGAAAACAAGCUAUGACUUCACUGACUGCGCUGCUACUAGACAAACCAGACUCUGCUUUGUUACAUAGUUUUUGGUUAGAUGGAGUUGUUCCGAUGGUAGGAGAUAAUGAAUCCAGCUGUCAGGAGAAGUGUCUGGAUAUCAUGGAAGAUGUGUUGAUUCGUAACAUUGUACCUCUAAAUAAAAGCACAACGCCGCAUCAUAAGAUGGUGUGGGAUAUAUUUAACUUUAUUGCAGAAAACGAGCAGCUGGAAGAACGGCACUUUCUGCAGAAGGCUUGCAAGCAUUGGUCCAAGCAGAAGAAAUUGACGCCUAAGUUGAUACAAUCUCUUGUGACCCAUGCUAACAGCCAGCAUGGAUCGGGAGCAUGGGUGCUGCUGGCCAGUAUAGCAAAACACUGCCCUAAACUAGACCAGUCAUUUAUAUUUAAUUGUUGGGAUGACUUCAAAUCUGGUAAAACUGAAGUCUCCUCGUCCACCUUAGUUCAUGUGGUUACUGUUAUUGGUUGCAAUGCCAAAAAUCUUGAUGAAGAAUUGGUUAGGAAGUUGAUAAAGGAUUUCAAAAGUUUACUUAGAAAGUUUUCGUCUCCUCCUGAUGUUACAACUGCCAUUGUUGAUUCGCUUUGUCAGUUAUGCAAUUCUCAAGUGAAGUCUCCGGAAGAAGGUAGAAAGUUGAUUGUUGAAUGGUGUGUCGAUAUCAUGUCAGACUGUGACCAAUUUUGCUCCAGUAUCUUGCUGUCGGAGAAUCCUGCUGAUUUUGACGAAGAUAAACUCAUUACUUAUAUUUACACUCUGGGAGAAGUAGUACAGUUGGCUGCCGAGAAAGUGAGUAAACGAGUCCAGACGUUGGUGCUCUCUGUCCUUGCUGGAUCUAAAGUCACAGCAACUUUACCAAGCCAGGCUUCCCAGCCAUCAUCACAGACACAGUACCCACUGUCACAGCUUCAUAAUUCUAAGCUGUCUGAUAAGGUACAAGCGUUUGCACUCAUUACUCUUGGAAAAAUGUGUCUGGUGGAUGAUAACCUUGCAAAACAAGCCAUUGCACCAUUAGCUAAGGAGCUAGAGGUGUCAUCUGCUGCCUCUAUUCGAAAUAAUGCUGUCAUCAUUCUUUGUGAUCUCUGUGUAAGGUAUCCAAAUUUAGUUGAUCGAUAUGUUCCAAACAUAGCAGUGUGUGUUAAAGAUGAGAGUAGCAUGGUGAGACAACAGACACUAUUUAUGCUUACACAUUUACUUAAGGAGGAUUUCAUUAAAUGGAAAGGGUCCUUGUUUUUCCGAUUUGCCUCUGCCCUUGUUGAUGACGUUGAUACAAUCAGUCAGUUUGCUGAAUUUUCUCUUGGUACUUUGCUAAUUAAGAGACAUCCCAAUAUGUUCUUCAAUCAUUUCUUAGAGUCUGUCUUUCAUUUCAACCAAUAUGCGCUGCAUAACAUGUUUAACAAGUUUCCUCAAACUGAGAGGGAAAAGAAACUAUUCUCCCUAAAGGGUAAAGACAAAAGUGAUAAACGUAUGAAGAUUUACAAAUUUCUACUGGUGCAUAUGACUGAUGAUCAGAGAUUUCAAAUGAUGUCAAAGUUAUGUCAAGAGGUACUUGGUUCUGUUGCUGAUAACCUGAUGCCGUAUGACGAAAACUCUUGUAAUCUGUUGAGGGAUUCCUUAGCAAUUCUCGCUUCUAAGGAGAUCAAAUUAACGUCCCUGAGAAGCAAAGCAAGUGACGAUAUGGAUGAGGAGGUUGCUGAUGUGGCAGGUGUCGCUGAACAGAAAAUAAAAACAACUAUUAUCAGUCAUGCUGUGAAAAAGAAUGUCAUGGAAAACAUUGUACCAAUCAUCAUCACACUCAAACACUUGUUGGAGAAACACAGAUCACCUUUGCUGAAGGACUUGAUGCUUCAUUUAGCAGAAGUUAUGAAAGACUAUAAAAAUGAAAUCAAAGAUAUUCUUGCUGCAGACAGGCAACUGGCAAGUGAGAUAGAGUAUGAUAUGCGCCGGUUUGAAGAAGAAGAAAAAGAGAAACAAAGAAAGGAGAAAGAGAGAGCUGAGAGAAGAAGUCCAGCAAUUACACCGAGAGUGACGCCACAGCAAGUAAGUACACUUCUAUGCGCUUUAGGUACACCGGUAUUCAGACAGCCAUCCACCAUAGCCAAAUUGAACACUAAUCCUGCUACACCACAGUCAGUCAACAGGCAAGCUCAUAUGAGAAAACUGCCACUACACCUCUCCGCCAAGAAGGUAAUUGAAGAAGUACAAAAGAGACGUUGUAAAAGUCUAUCAGAUAUGGCUAUACGUGGUCGUGGCAAAUCACUAGGAUUCCGAUCACCUGGUGCUGCUGCUGAAUGCAAGGCUGUAUCAGCUCCUACAUCACUACUGCAUAAUGAUUUUAGUGGGAAGGGUGAAGGAUUUGAUGAUGAAAACGUGUGCCCUAAAGAAAUAGAAGUUGACUUGGAUAGCAAGACUCCAGAAAAAGUUUCAAAACCACAACCUAGUUCUCUAGCAAUCAGAAAGUUGCCUGAACCUAGCUGCAGAGCUAUCAGCACCCCGGAUAGAACAAUUGCUGAUAUAACGUUUCGAGGAGAUAGCAGCCAAAUGGUGCCACUAUCACCAAUACCAACAUCAUUACCAGCAAGGUUGUAUAGUACCAGCAAUCCAAGGGAUAAAAAUGUUCCAGGAACUCCAAGUUUUUUACCUCCACUUCAAUCUGAUAACACUGGUAGGAUCAUCCGAAACACUGAUGUCAUUGCAAUGUUUUCUCCAGAACACCCAAUGCCCCCGCCAAGAAAAUGGAAUGUAACGCCGAAAGCAGAUCGUCAAAAAACUAGGUCAUCAACUUCAGACGAAUCAGGAUCUUUGGAUGUUGAUAAAACUUCUGGUCGUCGUUCGGCGAGGCAGUCAAAUCGUUCAAAGUCGCAAGCAGAUUCAACUGAGAGACGUUUAGUGCGACCAAGGAGAGGACUGAUUAGUCCUGACUUUUAAGUAUUGUGUACAAAAAUAAACAUGAAUUUGAUUUAUUACAAUAAA